AAAAACAAUCAUAAAUUCACUUUCAUUCAGUUAAAAGGCCAAUUUUGUCAUAACCACCUACCAUGUUAUCUCUCUUCUUUCUCUCUCAUAACAUAUAUAUGAUUUUUGAAUGGAUGAUUUUUGAACAAAUCCAAUAAUUACUACCAAAAUAUUUAGAAUGUGUUUUCCAAUCCUAGAUCCACACCACAAAAGUCUCAACCCAAAACCCCAUUUUGAACUCUCUCUUUUGAUGGUGCUGAUUCUCCUCUCAAGUUUCCUAGAAACCUUAUGAAUGCAGUGAAUGUUUCCAUAUUAAUAGCCAGUUAACCACUCAUGAUCAACCACCACUGAGCCAUCACCAUUAAGCUGUUUUACACUCCAGGUGCCGCGGUUGGAAUAAUAUUCCCGCUGCAAUCCAUUCAUAUGCUGCUGUCUCAACAAACUGCAGGGUUAAGUCUCUUUCCCGAAACACUUUCAUUCAUCAAUCAGCACAAUCCAAUCACCACUCCAUAACACUAGAAGAAGAAGCGAUGGAGAGUAGUACGUCAAAGUUUGUAAGAUUCCCAUUGUUGAUGGAUGAUACUGAUACUACCAAUUACACUGCAUGCACCAUUCCUUGGAGGUUCCCUUCUGACGACCCAACUGUCCCUACUCCCACCGAGUUUUCUUGGAUUAAUCUCCUAUUCAGUGGUAUCCCCUCUUACAAGAAGCGUGCUGAAAGUGAUACUUCUGUUCCUGAUGCUGCAAAUAAAGCUGAAAUUUUUGCUCAAAGGUAUGCUAAAAUACUUGAAGAUUUGAAGAAAGAUCCUGCAAGUCAUGGGAAUCCUCUUGAUAUCCUUCUUCUAUGCCGACUUCGCGAGCAAGUCCUUAAAGAACUGGGAUUCAGAGACAUCUUCAAGAAAGUCAAGGAUGAAGAGAAUGCAAAGGCCAUCUCCCUAUUUGAGAAUGUUGUUCGCCUUAAUGAUGCCAUUGAAGAUGAAAGCAAGCGACUUGAGAAUUUAGUUAGAGGAAUUUUUGCAGGGAACAUAUUUGAUCUUGGUUCACCCCAGCUUGCUGAAGCUUUCUCAAGGGAUGGAAUGUCGUUUUCUGUUACUUGUGAAACUCUUCUCCCUCGACCAUGGAUUAUUGAUGACCUUGACACUUUGAAAAUGAGAUGGAGCAAGAAGUCCUGGAAGAAGGUUAUCAUAUUUGUUGAUAACUCUGGUGCAGAUAUUAUUUUAGGUAUUUUACCAUUUGCAAGGGAGCUCCUUCGGCGUGGGAGUCAGGUCGUUUUGGCUGCUAAUGACUUACCUUCUAUAAACGAUGUAACAUACUCUGAGCUAAUUGAAAUAAUAUCAAAGUUAAAGGAUGAAGAAGGACAUCUGUUGGGUGUCAGUACUUCAAAUCUUUUAAUCGCCAACUCCGGAAAUGAUUUACCUGUUAUCGAUCUUACAAGAGUAUCACAAGAGAUUGCUUCCCAUGCCAUUGAUGCCGAUCUAGUCAUUUUAGAAGGAAUGGGCCGUGGAAUAGAAACAAAUCUCUAUGCUCAAUUUAAAUGUGAUUCAAUGAAAAUUGCAAUGGUGAAACAUCCUGAGGUUGCAGAAUUUCUUGGGUCGCGGAUGUAUGACUGUCUAAUCAAAUACAAUGAAAUUUAGAGCUUAUAGUUGAGUCUGAUUCUUUUACAAGGCAGAAUUUUCAUUUAAGAGUUUGUUCUCUAAUACCAUUUGAUCACAUACUGGCUAGUUUUUUUAAACUUGAAUUGAAAAUUUCAUGUGCAGUUGAUUUGUGUUAUGCAGUCUUAGGAAUAAGAUGAUUCUUGAAUGAGUAUAUGAGUUGUAUGUGUUUCUCCAUUCUUUUAUUAUUUUUGCUUAAUUA
Trifolium pratense (red clover) is the source of this 1833-nucleotide messenger RNA. Its product is annotated as damage-control phosphatase At2g17340-like. The coding region runs from base 510 to 1613 and encodes 367 amino acids. NCBI's taxonomy places the organism in Eukaryota, Viridiplantae, Streptophyta, Magnoliopsida, Fabales, Fabaceae. The transcript has 14 exons. Gene Ontology annotation, biological process: coenzyme A biosynthetic process. Gene Ontology annotation, molecular function: pantothenate kinase activity; ATP binding. The record is from RefSeq and is a predicted model, not a curated record. Gene Ontology annotation, cellular component: nucleus; cytosol.